Messenger RNA from Didymosphaeria variabile, 330 nucleotides. RefSeq lists its product as uncharacterized. The record is from RefSeq and is a predicted model, not a curated record. Lineage: Eukaryota; Fungi; Ascomycota; Dothideomycetes; Pleosporales; Didymosphaeriaceae. The transcript is spliced from 2 exons. Bases 1 to 330 code for a protein of 109 amino acids.
AUGACAGAAAGUUCUAUGAAGCACAAAGCCAUGCCAGAGUCACGCAAAGGGCCAUAUACACUGGUCACCGUCAACACAGCGCCCGAUCGCGCGAAGAAACUCAUCGGGCGCAUGAUUGAGGGGCUGCAAGAUCGCUACGACAUCACACAUGUUGACAAUUGCACUGCUAUCGAUCAAGUCGCGGCCAAGGUACGGCAGCAUCAACCGAAUAUCUUGUUCUCGGCUUCGAUGUGGUCGCCGGAGGAAGCUGGAAAGAUUCGGGCGAUUGCGGAGAGAGAACGACCAGGUCAGUGGCUAUCAUCUGAGAUGGAUCAGAUUCAUAGAUUCUGA